CGUGGGAGGGGCGAGCAACCGCCGAGCUGCCGCGCCGAAGCGCUCCGCAGCCGGCGGGACGCAGACGGGCUGGGGUGGGUCCGUCCAGGCGCACGGGGAAAGCGGGCAGCGGUCCGGCGCGAGCACAGGCAUCCUCUCGCUGAGGCGCGGGACGUGACUCAGGGAACACUCUUGACCUUCGUCAUGGGAGCUGUAGUAGCUGAUGAUGGUCCAUCUGGUGUUAAAGCCCCUGACGGAGGCUGGGGCUGGGCUGUCCUUUUUGGCUGUUUUAUCAUCACAGGAUUCUCCUAUGCCUUUCCUAAGGCAGUUAGUGUCUUCUUUAAAGAACUUAUCCGGGAAUUUGGUGUUGGAUAUAGUGACACCGCAUGGAUUUCCUCCAUUCUGUUGGCCAUGCUUUAUGGAACAGGUCCACUCUGUAGUGUAUGUGUCAAUCGCUUUGGCUGUCGCCCCGUCAUGCUGGUGGGUGGCCUUUUUGCCUCAAUGGGGAUGGUGAUAGCCUCCUUCUGCACAAGCAUCAUUCAGAUCUAUCUAACUGCAGGUGUGAUUACUGGUUUGGGUCUGGCACUAAACUUUCAGCCUUCACUCAUCAUGUUAAACCGCUACUUUGACAAACGCCGGCCCUUAGCCAAUGGACUAUCCGCUGCUGGGAGUCCGGUGUUUCUUUGUGCUCUCUCACCAUUGGGGCAGAUACUACAACAUGAGUAUGGUUGGAGAGGAGGAUUCCUUAUACUGGGUGGGAUGCUGCUCAACUGCUGUGUAUGUGGAGCAUUAAUGAGACCUUUGGAGCCACCCAAAAAGUCUGAAGCUACCAAAGAACCAGCUGAGAAGAAAGUGAAGAAAAAACUUCUGGAUUUCAGUGUGUUUAAAGAUGGUGGUUUUGUAAUCUACACGCUAGCAGCAUCUAUCAUGGUGCUUGGCCUCUUUGUUCCCCCAGUUUUUGUUGUGAGUUAUGCCAAAGAUUUAGGGUAUCAAGACACCAAAGCAGCUUUUCUUCUGACUAUUCUGGGAUUCAUUGAUAUCUUUGCUCGGCCUAUUUGCGGAAUGGUAGCUGGUCUUAAAUGGGUUAGACCACGCUGUGUCUACCUCUUCAGUUUUGCUAUGAUUUUCAAUGGCUUCACAGAUCUCAUGGGUUCUAUGUCUAUUGAUUAUGGUGGCCUGGUGGUCUUUUGCAUUUUCUUUGGCAUUUCUUAUGGAAUGGUAGGUGCUCUUCAGUUUGAAGUUCUCAUGGCUAUUGUUGGUACUCAGAAGUUUUCCAGUGCUAUCGGUUUAGUGCUCCUGGCAGAAGCUAUGGCUGUUCUAAUUGGUCCACCAUCAGCGGGAAAACUCUUGGAUGCAACAGGGAGGUACAUGUUUGUGUUUAUUAUUGCUGGAAUUGAAGUUACCACCUCAGCACUCGUACUGGCCUUGGGAAAUUUCUUCUGCAUUAAGAAAAAAUCAGAAGAACCACAUACAAAAGAAGAAGCAGCAGAAAGAGAGGAAUUAAACAAAUCUGAAGACAAAACUCCUGAAGAUGCCAAGGUGGACUCUAUUGAAGUGGAGCAGUUUCUGAAAGAUGAGCCUGAAAAAAAUGGCGAAGUUGUAACUAACCCAGAAACAUGUGUGUGAGCAUGACAAGAAACCGACAAAGCGUUUAGAAAAGGAAGAUUUUCAACACUAUUUAUUUUAGAAAUAGAAUUAGUUUAGGGCUGGGCCAUCUGCUUUAUUAACUGGACGCUGGUCGGCUCAUCAGGUCUCUCUGGAAGCUGAUUAGCUAGACAACCUUUUACCGGAAAAUUAGCUUUAUCAGUAAAAGGUGGAGCAUUGUGGUUAUACUUUUUAUGUAAACUAAGAAGCUUUUAUAAACACAAGUAGAGUCUUGCUAUGCAUCACCAGAAACUGCUCACUUGGAAGAGAUAUAGGAAGAAUAUAUUUUAAGAAAAGUGGAAUUAUAUGUUUUCAGACAAUAUUGGUGAAAUUGCUGUGUUGUUGUGCAGCUAAAUAUAAUUUCCCUUUCUGUGUUCUUUGUGAAGGGGAGAGUUUGAGAUGGAAAAAAAUCUCAGGAACUUAAAGGUCUCCAAUAGGUUUUUGAAAUUCUUACUUUUUUAGAUUUUUAGAUUAAUUGGCUCAGCUGUAAUUUAAUUUUGAUAAUAUCUGUUACUUUGAUUUAUGUAAAUGUAUUUCUGAGUUUUGUCUAAACCAGUAAUCUUUGUAAUUAUCAUGUGGAAAUACUGUACGUGGAAAGGCACAUUACAGUUCCUGUCCUCAGCAGAUCACACAAGUGGUAUUCCAAGGUAGUACUAAAAGAAAAUGAGCAGAAUCAAUCCUGACAGACCAUAAGCAAACAAAGUUCACCUAUGUUUACAUACAGGGUUUUCAGUAUAGUUUCCCUGCAGCAUUGAAAAAUAUUACAAGUAACAUGGAGAAGACAGAUAUUAGGUUUAGUAGAAUCUUCUGAAAGUGUGCAUUUUGUAUUUAAAAGAAACAGUGUAAGUUUCCAGAUGACCUAUAAAUUAGAGUGGGUAGACUUAGGCAAGGGCUGGACUAUUUUGAAAUGAGUUAGCCAUCUUUAAAAUGCAACGUUAGCAACAUAGGAAGGUCUUAACAUGUUGUGGGUUGGUUUUCUUUGGGUUUUUUUGUUUUCGUUUUUUUAUUUACCCCACUUCCCUAUGCUUUUGCUUAAUCCAUGGAAGUUCAAGGUACCAUUCUUGCUGGUUGAGGAAACACAAUAGAACUGUUGAUCAUAUUUAUGACAGCAAUGGAAAAGGACCAAUCAAGAAUGGGGUCAGCUCUGCUACUCAUUGCACAAACAGAACGGGGGUCUCUGGCCAGUCUUUAGAUCUUCUCUGACAUCGGUAUGGGGGAAGGAGAUGAAACAGAACAGAUCAGACAAGGCAGUGACAGCACAUUUGAAGAAACAUGGAAAGGGAAAAGAUUCAUUGUGAGGACACUGAAUAGAAAACGAAGGUAAAAGGAAGGCAUUCUAAACUUUUUUUUUUCCACCCAAACACAUUCAAGAAGUGUAAUCUUUUAUACAAAAUCAUGCUACCGCAAGCCACCUUUCAGAUAUGUUUAUAAAAAGCUCUCUAGGCUUUUUGACUGCAGUAACGAUCUUCAAAACAGACUAUUUGUAACACAUUCAGUUUUCUUGUUGGUAGCAAAGGAAUAUGGCUUUCAGGUGCCAAAAUUGUUCCGCUUAAUAACUGAAAACUAAAAGACCCUAAUCCCUUAAAACCCCGUAUCCCUUUUAAAAAUAACACCGUUAGUUGUUUCAUACUCUACCAUUUUAACAGAAACAUACAGUAAAUCCAGCAAAGUGCCAAAACCAUGAACCCUUCCCUAAUGGAACUAUCUCAGAUACCAGCUUUCAUUCUGGUAGUUUCUUCAAAAUGGUUUUGCAUUGUUAGGACAACCUUGCACAGAAACUGAAAAGUUAGGAUCAUGAUGAUUUUUUUGAGCGAUUUUAAAAAGAAAUGGAUGCUGCACUGAAUAAACUGUUUAUUUUUAUAUUGCAUAUAGUGCAUUACUUUAAAACUUUUUUAUUAAUUUAGUGGCAGGAAUUGCACCGGCAUGUCCUAGUUAUAAGAACUUAGUCACCAAACUUAGCUCCAGUUUGCUAAAGACUAAAUCAGUACUUGGAACACAACAUUGCUAGCUCCAGAAGGCCACCAUAUGAAAGAGCAAGAGGAAAAUGGAAUCCACAGAUCAGCUUAUGAUAUCCCUGGAGGCUGCUUCAGAUGAUAUGUGAAGGCCUGAUAAUAGCUUUCAGAUUGGAGUUCCCUGUUCUGUUUCAAAAAGCAAAAACUAGAAUCCUUCCCAAAGGUGAAUUCAGAUUCUCAAAUAGCCAUUUUUGUCUUACUGUGGGUUUUCAUCACCAGAUUUCUUUGCUAGAUAAUGCUAUACUGUUAUCACAGAACUAAAUAUUUAUUCCCUUGACCUCAGGUUUUGGCACAAUUUUAAGUUUCUGUACAUUCUGCAAAUUGUCUAGACUGUAACAUCUCAAAAAUUUGGGCUUAUCAUACAGAUUUUCCAGACUAUUUUCCAACCAUAAUACCUUUAUGCUUAAGCUCGCAACAAGAAGUGUUACGUUACAUUUUUAUGUGGUUGGGGCAGAAGAGGAAGUUACUAAGACAAGGGAAACACAUUUCAACAAGACACCAUAAAUAAUUUCUAAAGUAGUGUUCACGGAAAGCGCCUCGUUGGCGUAUACAAGUUCUUUUCCUCAGCUCAAAGAUGUCCUACUCUGGGACUGCCAGUGCUCUUGUGCUAUUUUCAGCACAGACCUACCACUGGAUUGCAGUAUUUGUGAGAGCAGGAGAUGCUUACUGCAUGAGAGAGGUCAAGUCACAGAACUCUUAUCGACUGUGAGAAAUAAGGGUUGGAAUUAAAUUUGCUAGAGCAGUCUCACACAGCCUAUAAAAUCUUUUACCCUUUUGAUUAUUUACAAGAAGCAUCAACGCAGAGAUGAGAAACUCCUAAUGCAGCUCUCUGAGCAACAUCAAAACUGGCAGGCUUGAGAGUACUUCUGAGUUCUGGAGCCAAUUAAGCUCCCUGCUUCCAUUCUGUCCCAUUCAGGGCUGACAUCCAGGUGUGUGCUAGCCCUCCAGUCCUCUUUCCCUUCAGCUGCCUUUAUUUCCUUGGAAAGAGAUUGAUUAUACUAACGAGAAGGAAACCUCCAUGCAUGCCAGAUCCCUAGCCUCGACAACUGCGAGCCAGUGUGCUGGGCUGUGCUGAGGCAUGUACCCAACUGCUCCUAUGGACGUGGCCACAAAGGCCUUUACACUGAGCUCCUGCUUUAUAGACCUCCCUCCUUCCUACCCCAAGAUGUUUAAUAAAAAAAGCAAGCAGCAAGUCCUUGGGUUCCCAGCGCUGUCUUAGAACACGAGCUAGGAACUGUUACAUAGAGAAGGAGAGGACUGUAUUGGAACCCUUUCUCUUGGCAAGACUAGCCUGGCUCCUUAUUAAUUUAACGCUGGUUAUUUUAAAUUCACAAGGAACUGCUUUUAAACUCCUCCAGGUAGCAGAACAGUUCCAUGCAACAUCUACCUGGAUGCACCUUUGUUCAACCUUCACCUGGUUAAUAUUUAGUGAUCUGAAAAAAGGAAAGGGAAGAAAGGGGGAAAGGGAAGGGAAGGCAGGUAAUGACACAACUGAAUUGCCAAGCAUCCCAAAGACAACAUUAUAAUUUGCUCUUGUAUCAUACACUAUUGGAACAAAUGUAAUUUCUUUAGACACAUAGUUCAUGAAUCUAUUUAAGAAGUCUGUGAGGGAAACAAUCGAAAAACAAGUGCAAAAAAUCCAAGUAUAAUACUAUAACGCAGUUGAAAGAUAGUUUUCAUAGAGUAUUUCUCUGAAACUAAUGAAUGGUCUUUUAGCGUACAGGCUAGCAUAAUUUUUAAAGCUUUUUAGAUCUUUGUACAUUCUAUAAAUUGUGUACUAUAGGAUUUAUGGUUAAAAUAUCGUAUAUUUGAUCAUGUAAUGGAUCUUAGGCCCUUAAUUUCCUAAUGCAAGGAGAGGGUAUGUGUAUAAAUGCCUGUAACACACAGAGAAUAUAUAAAGAGGUGUAUAUGUGUGUGCAUAUAUAUGUAUUUAUAUAUGCAUGUAUCAAUCUAUACACAUCAAACAUGCAAAAUACCCAGCAGAGUAGAACAGAGACAGUUUGCCUGUUUACUAGACAAUAAGCAACACAGUUAAAACUAUUUUAUUCCUCCUCCUAUACAAAGAUAAGUUUGCUUCUUUAACAUUCCUAAAUAAAAUACCUUCUAGCUAUUUGGAGCCUAGAAGAUCUCAGCGUAACUAAAAAUCUUAAAGUGAUGCAGCUAUGUGUUUCAAAUCACGAUCUCUAGAUUUUAUUUUUCUCCAGUCCUUAAAUACAUUACAGUAAGUCUUCAGCAGCACCUGCUGCUAAAGCAGCUAGUUCCCUAAAGUUGAGACUUAAGAUGAUAUGAAGGUAUGGUGUGAAAGACUGGACAGAUCUUGCGCUUGUUAAUACUAAAUCCCAUCCAAACGCGUGUGUUAGACAAUGUAAAAUCAUUCUCUAAAAAGAAAUGAAAACAUUCCCCUAACCAAGAGAUCAAACUUCAGAAUGAAAAUUCAAAAUACACUCAUGUAUGUACCUUCGUUAGAUCCCAAAGAAAAGCUUCAGUCUUGUAGGCAAUCACGAACAGAGGGCUUUCAGAAGAACGCAAACUCUUACACGUUACAACAGUAAGUAUUGACUUGUGUAUGUGUGUCUGUCUCUCUGCCACACUUGUCUUUAAGACUACGGGAGUACAGUUCAGUUUUGUGGAAGUGAGAUGACUUUUUGUUUCUUGUUAAUGCACUUUAAUGUGAUGUGUACAUUUAUACUUAGAUUUUUUUGUGUGUGUUUUUCUAGCCAACUGUUGCAAAUGUGAAUAAAUAUGUAUUUGGUUGUCAAAGACUGUGGGUGUGAGAAAAUAAGCUUAGAAAAAAUAACUUUAACACCCAGAUUUGAAAAUUCGGCUUCAUUUGCACAUGCUCAAAUAGCUAUACAGAAGCGGACUGCUUAUAGAGAAGAAAAUAAGAGGUGACACCGAGCUGACAGGCAGCCAGAAUUUAAUGUGGGCAAGGGGACUGCUUUUGCCAUGACUCACAGUUUGGCCAAUUCCAAAAUGGAAAUGGGCUCCUGCUGUAAAUAAUCCUGAAGACUGUUUUAAAAGCAUCAACUAAUUUAUAAUAAUAGCUAUUAAUUUUGUGGUGCUCCAUGCAGAAAUUAUUGUUCUUGUCUUCUGAAGAGUGCUCCAGGUUUUGUUUGCAGGUGAAGUUUUAUGAACUGCUAUGACUAAAUAUCUUGAGUACUGACCUGCCAGCAAUCUGUCUUUAUCAUCAUGUGAUGCUCUUUAGAACUGGAAAGCUCCUAAGAAAACACAGUUUAAGAAUACAUUUAUGGUGGGUUUUUUUGGAUCCUAUGGUACCCCAGCUAAGACUGGCUCCUCAAGGUAUAAUCUCAAGGCUACACCCAAGUGAAUCAAAAUUACAGUCUCUUCAAUGUAACAAGAGCUACAUUUUGCUAUCUAGAAGCUAUCUAGAAGGCUCACACCUAUUUCUGCCUAAUUCUAAGUACCUGCUGAGAAAUUCUGGAGGAAUCUCUCUAAGCUCAGCUUCUGAAGUGUCUCUGUAGAUUUACACUGAAAAGAUCACAGGUCUAGUUUACAUAAAACCCCAUGUUUGAAUAAACAUAUGCUUACCUUUUUUGUUCUAGUUUAGUUAAAUUGGUAAGACUCAAGAUGUAAUCAAAUGCUUUGCUACCCCGCUGGCCAGAUCAAGCCAUAUGCUGCUACCGGAAUGAAUGUUACCCGGUGGACUGAAAUGACAGAAUUUAUUAGCAUGCAGUCAGCAUGUCCUUGUGACAGAAAACCAAAGAGUUUAUCUUUGCCUCUGGUACUCUUUGAGUCUGAAAGGACUCAAGGGCCAUUUGCUGUGGAGCAAAAUGGGCAUGACCUGAGUUGUACAGCUGUUGUUCCCUGCUGCUGGACCUGUUGAAGGAAGGUGACCCACCAAUAUUUGAAGCGUAAACAACUUUGACAAAUAGCAAAGGCACUGCAUAUGAGAAGCAGCGGCUUUGGAAUGUAUUAUUUUAGCAGCCUUCUCAACGCUUCUGGAAUAGAGCUCAUCUUUGUGCAAGUAGGAAAAAGGUGCAUCUACUGCAAAAGUCAGGGCUUUUAAAAGUAUCUCGCUAGUGACACAGUCCAUCGUCUGAGAAAGUAUGGAAAGUUAGAGGCAGACAGAGUAAAAAGCUACUUACCUCUAGUUAUAUGGUGUUUGUUCCUUGACUGAUCUCAAUACCUGCUUCAUCAUCUCAGCAACAUUCCAGCUGGCAACUUUCCUCACUAUCCCUAGAUAAAUGCUUUGGAGCAGUAAGAAAUGAGGAUAGCUCUUGCUCUUCUGACUCUUCAUCUGCUACUGUUUCAGCAGUUUAAAGCCUUUCACUGGAAAAUUCUGAAUGCAAUGAAGAAGUGUAUCCAGAUUUUAGUAUUUAAAAUUCUUUUCAGUCUUGCUGAAAAAUGUGGCGUAAGACCCAGUGGCUGACAAUGUCAGACAAACUUAAAAUACAAUUUCUUAGCAGUGAGAGCAGAGAAACAUUUGCUGUUUGGGGUCUUUUAAGAAAAAUAUCUGUGUGUGACCUCAAAAUACUGUGAAUAGCUGGUUUAUCCUUUCCUUAAGGAUUAUGGGAAAUACCAGAACCUCUGCUUGCCUUUGUGCCUGUAACGCUUGCAGCUUUGACCCAAGCUGAGGACUGUAAUUAAACUAAAUGUUUUGUCUGGUUAUGAGA
Molecule: messenger RNA, 8269 nt
Organism: Harpia harpyja (harpy eagle)
Lineage: Eukaryota; Metazoa; Chordata; Aves; Accipitriformes; Accipitridae
Gene: SLC16A3
Product: solute carrier family 16 member 3
Exons: 5
Coding region: 184-1605 (473 amino acids)
Biological process (GO): transmembrane transport; monocarboxylic acid transport
Cellular component (GO): membrane
Molecular function (GO): monocarboxylic acid transmembrane transporter activity
Source: RefSeq, a predicted model, not a curated record